Molecule: messenger RNA, 2940 nt
Organism: Trichogramma pretiosum
Lineage: Eukaryota; Metazoa; Arthropoda; Insecta; Hymenoptera; Trichogrammatidae
Exons: 5
Coding region: 2317-2940 (207 amino acids)
Source: RefSeq, a predicted model, not a curated record
UCGCCCCCUACGUCACGUACACCGUAACACACACGCACACACGCGUAUUAUACCGUGUAUAUUUAAACGCAUGUAAUAACUGCCGAGAGUCAUCUCGCGCGCGCGACAAGACGUUUGUUUGUAUACACACAAACACUGCAACGGUGUUGUCCCGCGAGUAAGUAAACAGUGUCGCGUCGUUUUUCCAAUUAUUCUUCGGUCGUCAAUUAUUUUUUGUGUGAAUUUUGUUUUUUUCUGUUGGAUGCUGUCCUCGCCUCUCCAAGAGUAAAAUCGAGAGGAAGUUUGAGAGACGGCACACCGUGCACUGGGUGUGUCUCGCAAGCCGAGUUGUCGUUGUGCUUUCGUUAACAAUUUUUUCGGUCCUAGCUGACAGUGACAGACUGUGCAUCGUUGACAUCAAUGACACAGUUCUCCGGUGCUUGCGCGCGUGUGUGUUUCUGUGCAGCUUCUUGUGCAGCUCUGAAUAAUUGAUAAAUAUAGCCCGGCUACCGGCACGACUACUCACAGUGUGCGUGUGCAUACGCAUAAAACACAGUCGGAGCAGUAGAGUCGAGUGAUAAAGAGCCAGUUCUAUUCGUCCUGUGUCGCGGCGGCUAUAUGCAACAGUGUGUUUAUCAUUACAUGUGUGGUAUUACAGUAACAGUGCAGUGAUACGGUUGCAGUAAAUCGCACACGUAUAUAUACGUAUAUACGUAUGUAUCGUUCGCAAGUGGAUAAUAGGCAGCCAGUGUGUCGAGGCACGUAUUUAGCAGCGGCGGCGCAGCAUCACGUCUUGCACACGAGAGUGCAUUGUGCCCAGCGCUUGGACCAACAGUAGCCUCCCGUGUUGUAACGUACGACGAUUUCGAACGCAGAAAUUAUAAAGAGAGACAAGUUUACCGAGGCAUCACGGCAGAACAGCAAAAGUGACUAUUAAGCAUCGCACAGUUCGCGCUCGUGAGCAUCCCCAAAGCUUUACGUAAACGCGCCAGACUUUGAUGUUGAAAGAAAAAAGGCGUGACUCUCGCGGCAGCAGUAGCAGCAUCGAUGAUAUUCGCCGUCGUCGUUCUUGCUGAAGAGAGCCCGGCAACGCAGGCAGCAACACAGAGAGAAUUAUUGUGAACACUUUAAAGUGAGAAAAAGGAGGAAUAUCUCUCUCUCCCUUUCUCGGGCUCACGCACAAAGAGGAGGUGUACAUUUUCGCUCUGAAGGAAAGUGGCGUUAUAGAAUCCUCGAAGAGAAAGAGAUUUGUGAUUUAUCGCCGUUCGUUUAAGCGGCUUCCUAUUUUUUCCUUCUACGCAUCUCUCCAGCAGUAGCAGCAGUAAUAGUAGAACAACUCGUGCACACAGAGCUCGCUCGCAAAUCAACAACAAGAAGAAGGCAGAAAAGGAAGCGCGCAACAACAGUCGAGCGCGUGUCGGCGCCGAGGCUCCACGCGAAGAAGAUGAAAGGAAGAAAAUAAAUACAUUUCUGUCUGACUACUCCGUUACUUUAGCGCGACAGCAGUGGCAAUCACAUUUAUGCGUCUGAUAGCGUAUACAGCAUGCCCGCCCGCUCGCCUGCAGCGUCGUCGAGUGAUAGGGUGAAGACCCAAAGAGCAAAGUAGUCGCAGGAAGAAGGACUAUUCACAUCAACGCACACGACGGCUACGGUGACGACGACGACCGUGCAGCGAACGGAGAGGAGAGAGGGUAGAGAGAGAGGAGCGACUGUCACUUGCCGAGGACAUACACGUACACACACACGUAUGCAGCAAGCAGUACACACUACACGUCAAGUUGCAAGCUCUAGCUAGACACUGAGUGUACUUUUAUCCUCCUCCUUCUCUCGCCCUCUACCACCACCACCCCCCGCGCUUUUGCCGGCGAAGAAGGUGAACGCGCGCUUAAAUCGCGCUCGCCCGACUCUCUAUCUCGAGUGCCGAAUGCUGCGUAAGGGCUCUGUGUAAGGAGCGCGAGAGAAAAAAAGCAACGACGUACGUAGACAAAAGGAGCUCGAGCGAGCGAGAGAGGAAUAAAAAGCAACAAAAACAACAACAACAACAAACUGCAGACGCAACGGCACAUCAGAAGUGGUGGGAGGAAAAGAAGAGCGGAGAGAGACACUGACGCGUGUGUGACGUGAAGUGACGCGUCGUCGAGGCGACGGGGCUGCUGCGACGCCUCGACGUCGCUACUGCACCCCCCUGCCGCGCUAGCGAGCGACAACAACGGCGAGACAUAUUUUCUUCUCUCGUCGCGCGCAUAUAUACAACACACUUGUAGGUACACCUACACCUACAGACACAUCGAAAUCGCGUAGUGCUCGCGAGAAUAAAUACAUACAGUGAUAUAGCUAAUGCACGCGAGUGCGCAAACUUGCGGGAGGAUGCCGGGUGCAAAAAUCAUGGAUAAGCGAGCGGGAGCGGCGGCAGUUUUUCAAGCGCGUCGGUGGCUACUCGCGCUGAUUCUCCUGACCGUAGCCUCGAGCACGCUCGUCCGGGCCAAGAUUACCAAUGAGGAGAUAGUGACGAUGAGCGAAGCACAAGCGGUGGCGGGCAACAUAGCGCAGAUGCCGUGCGACAUCGAGCCACCAGUGCAAGGGGACAAAGUCAGCCUCGUCCUUUGGUACAAGGAACCCUCGGAUUUGCCGAUAUACUCGGUUGAUAUGCGUAAGGCGCAGGGCACACAUUGGCAAAACGUCUCACUGGGUAGUCGAGCUUUAUUCAAGCACGCCGAGUCGCCAGCCAAGCUGAAUCUCGAGGCCGUAAAAGAGAGCGACGCAGGGCUUUAUCGUUGCCGGGUCGACUUUAAGCAGUCGCCUACGAGAAACAGCAAAGUCAAUCUCACCGUCAUAAUACCGCCAGACCAGCUUAGAAUUCUGGAGGAAGGAAGCCAGUCCCAUAUACCGUACUACGUGCUCGGCCCGUACAGCGAAGGUGCCUCGCUCAACAUUACCUGCGUUGCUACUGGAGGUCAGUAA